Sphaeramia orbicularis (orbiculate cardinalfish) is the source of this 1337-nucleotide messenger RNA. Its product is annotated as stress response protein NST1-like. The transcript is spliced from 4 exons. Bases 11 to 1021 code for a protein of 336 amino acids. The record is from RefSeq and is a predicted model, not a curated record. Lineage: Eukaryota; Metazoa; Chordata; Actinopteri; Kurtiformes; Apogonidae.
UCAUUUAAACAUGGACGCCGCCGAAGAAACACAUGAAGUUUUACACAGUGCAGACCAAUGUUCUGCUCCUUUACAGCAAAUUUUAACAGAAAAUAUGGAAGAAAAGCUGCUGGAAGAAAAUGAACAGAUGUUAUCAAUACCAAAACAGGAGGAGGAGGAGAUGGAGGUCACUGUAUCAACACGAACAGAAAGCAGCACUGUAGCAUCUAAUUAUACAGAAACACCAGCACAAGUACAGGUGAAAUACGAACCAGAGGCUGAAAUGUUUAUCACACACACAGACUCGACAGGAGUGAUGUUGUCUGUAGACAGUGUGUGGAACGGACACGCUGUUUGUAAGAAGGAGGACUUUGAAGAUGACAAUUCAGACCGUGAUAACUCCUCCUCCUCAACAUCUGCAUCCUCCUCUUCUCCCUUUGCACCAGUGCUUGACUAUGAUGACGAUGAUGAGGGUUUCAGCCAACCAGCCCCAACCAGAACACGAGACAAAGUCCUCUUCAAGAUCAACAAAAUGGCUGCAACACCCUUAAGAAUUCAUCUGCGUUAUUCGGAGCAAAGUAGCACACCGGGAGCUGACAGAGACCUAAUGUUGGAGGAACAAAAGCCUAGGUCUAAGACAACCAAGUGGAGGGAGAAGAUGAAGAGAAGAAAUCCAGACCGGUAUAAGCUUUUCCAAGAACAGGAGGCCUUGAGAGCAAAGUAUUACCGGCUUUCAAUGAGUGAUGAGAGGAGAAAGAAAUCAAAUGAGCUUGCCGCAGUUAGGAUGCAAAAGCGCAGGGAGCGGUUAAGACUAGAGUCAGAUAAGAAGGAAAAACGAUACAGGCCCAGAAAGACCAACGUUGAAACAAGAAAGGAGACAGGAAGAAAUUUAGACCAACGGCAAAAAUGGGCAAGACAAAAACGAGAACAGCGUGAAAUGAUGUCUGCACAGAAGAAGCAACUCAUCAAUGAAAAGAGAAGGAAACAGUAUGCAGAGAAGAAGGAGGAGGAAGCAAAGAAACGACUUUUACAGAUUCAGUGAGGACGACAUGGAUCAAGUGAAAACUACAAGCCCUGUUCCAUACAAACUGUGUGAAGGACCCUGUGAUGUUUGUCCCCGUUACUGAACUAGGGUUGGUUUGUUCAACCUAAAGGCUGGUUACCUUUGGUUAACCACUGAGGAGUGAAAGGAAAGAUUCUUUGAAGAAGGGUUUUCCUUUUCAGUGUUUAGAGUUAACACCAUGCUCACUUUCCAUGUUCCAUUCUUCUUGUCUUCAAAUUUUUGAAUUGAAAUAUAUGUUCAAUCUUCUUGUCUUUUUACUUAAAGGGCUCAUAUUUGUCUAAACCCACUUUUCUUA